GUCUUUAUGGACCCUUUUCUCAAAAUCUACAGAAAAAAAACAACAGAAUCCUUUCACGAGGACACUCUGUUGAAAGCUAAUAGAGAGACACACAAUUGUUGAAGUCCCUAGGAGUCGUCCAAUCAAAACUCAUUCAAACUAUGGAGAAACAACCAGAGAAACCACAAAAAAGGAGUUCAUUACUGGACAUUGUUGAAUCAAAGCUUCAUGAUGUGAAGGAAAGAGAGAGGCUGAGAGAAAAAAACCUGAGUGAUAAAAAAAGGCAAGCAGAAAAAGAAAUAAUAACACAUAUAACAAAUGAAACAACUGUAGAUCACUCAGAAAAAGCUGAAAUGUGUCAUUUUGACAUGAUACAGAUGGCACAAUGUCUUGAGGAGCAAAAUGAGCAAACCGAAGCUGAGGAACCAUGUGAAGUGACCCCAGAACAACAUGGGAGAGAAAAAAUACAGGGUGAUAAAGAGAAUCAAGCAGAGAAACAAGUGAUACAUAUAACAAAUGAAACAACUGAAUAUCAGUCAGAAAAAGUUGAAAUGUGUAAUUUUGACAUGAUACAGAUGGCACAAUGUCUUGAGGAGCAAAAUGAUCAAACCGAAGCUGAGGAACCAUGUGAAGUAACCACAGAACAACAUGUGAGAGAAAAAAUACAGGGUGAUAAAGAGAAGCAAGCAGAGGAAGAGGUGAUACCAAAUGAAACUGUAGAUCAGUCAGAAAAAGUUGAAAUGUGUCAAAUUGACAUGAUACAGAAGGCAAAAUGUUUUGAGGAGCAAAAUGAGCAAACUGAAGCUGAGGAACCAUGUGAAGUGACCCCAGAACAACAACACAUGAAGGCUGUUGAUAAAGAGGAGGAAAGAGAGCCAAAAAUUACAGUUCUGAUGACAAAUGAGGAAGCAAAGGGAAUAUUUGAGUGUGAAAAAGAUACAGACAUUCAUAAAGCAAUUCAACCUGACAGUGUCAAAACAGACAAUUGUCAAGAGCCACAAGCUGCUGUAAUAGAAAAAUAUUUUUCGACAGACAAACCUAAUAAGACUAAUCUCAGUGAACAAUCAAAUAAAGUCACUACUAAUGAGGAAAAUGAGGAUGUUAUGGAGAUACAGAAGCAAGAAUUUCUCAGUGGAGCGGUGUGUCCAGAUGCCAAGGAGUCACAAGAUGACACAGAUAAUGUGUUUCUGUGUAAAGCAAAAGAGAACAUGCAUUUAAAAUCAGAAAGCACUGAGAAGAAUGAAAGUAUAAACACAACACCUAAAAAGCAAGAAGAGGAGCACGUUUAUGAAGUACCUGAUGUUAUACUCACUAGUUCUGCUGAAUACAUUUAUGAAACAGAAAGUGUUAAAGAACCACUGAAGCACCUGGACAACGUCACACUUCACAUUGCUGUUACAGGAUCAACUGGAGCAGGAAAAUCCAGCUUUAUCAAUGCAAUACGAGGUCUGAAACCUGACGACAUAAACGCAGCUCCCACAGGAGUGACUGAGACGACAAUGACAUCAACAGUGUACGCACAUCCUACAAUGCCCAGUGUAAAAUUUUGGGACCUGCCAGGGACUGGAAGUCCCAAAUUUAAAGCCAAAAAAUAUCUAAAGAAUAUGAAACUUGAAACCUUUGACUUCUUCAUCAUCAUCUCCUCCGAGAGAUUCAAAGAAAAUGAUAUCAUGCUGGCUAAAGCAAUAAAAGAGAAGAAGAAGUUGUUCUACUUUCUCCGCUCGAAGACUGACAAUGACAUUCGAGCAGAAUCUCAAAGGAAAGACUUCGAUGAGCAGAAAGUUCUCUCACAUAUUCGCGAGGACUGCCAUAGAAACCUUAAUGAUGUGGAUAACCCAAAACCAGACAUUUUUCUGAUUUCCUCUUUUGAAUUGCAUAAAUAUGAUUUUCAAACCCUCAUCGAAACACUGGAGAAGCAGCUACCUGCUCACAAGAAAGAUGCUUUGAUUUUGUCCUUGCCAAUAUACUCCUCUAAGAUUCUGGAUGAGAAAAUUGAGUUGUUUAUGAAACAAACCUGGUCGGCAGCCGUCGCCUCUGGGUCCAUUGCUGUGGCUCCAGUGCCUGGUCUUUCCAUGGCUUGUGAUGCUGCCAUUUUGCUGGCUUUCUUCACCAAGUGUUUCUAUGCGUUCGGUCUGGAUGAUGAAUCAAUAGAUAAGCUUUCGGUCAGAGUCAACAAUCCAUCCCUCAAAUCUGUAAGAAAGUCACCUCUAGUGAUAGCUAUUGGGCAAAAGAAACUCAGUAGUAAGGAGUUAUCAGCACUGACAAAUAGGGAAGCAGCAGUUAAAUUUGCGUGGAGCAUGGUUCCUGUUGUAGGUAGUAAAAAAACUGCAGAAAUGUCUUACUCCGCAACAUUGAACCUUCUGCGAGCAGGAGUUCAGGAUCUUGCUGAGACAGCCAAAGAAGUGCUGAAAGUGGCAGGUCUGACUGACGUCUACUGAAAUCACAGACUGAGAUCAGUCAAGAGGUCAUGCCAUUGAUCUUUUUCCUUAAGCCUUUUUUACUUUUUUUACGCAGUCACAUUCACUCAUAAGUACUAACUCAAAAUUAUGCUGAGCUGCAUGUAAUUACUGACUGUUUUGA
This is a messenger RNA of Carassius carassius (crucian carp), 2559 nucleotides long. RefSeq lists its product as uncharacterized. Gene Ontology annotation, molecular function: GTP binding. The coding region runs from base 141 to 2417 and encodes 758 amino acids. The record is from RefSeq and is a predicted model, not a curated record. The transcript has a single exon. Gene Ontology annotation, cellular component: membrane. Lineage: Eukaryota; Metazoa; Chordata; Actinopteri; Cypriniformes; Cyprinidae.